This is a messenger RNA of Mercenaria mercenaria, 1153 nucleotides long. RefSeq names its product ribonuclease P protein subunit p40-like. Gene Ontology annotation, molecular function: ribonuclease MRP activity; ribonuclease P activity. Bases 17 to 1111 code for a protein of 364 amino acids. NCBI's taxonomy places the organism in Eukaryota, Metazoa, Mollusca, Bivalvia, Venerida, Veneridae. The record is from RefSeq and is a predicted model, not a curated record. Gene Ontology annotation, cellular component: multimeric ribonuclease P complex; ribonuclease MRP complex. Gene Ontology annotation, biological process: endonucleolytic cleavage in ITS1 to separate SSU-rRNA from 5.8S rRNA and LSU-rRNA from tricistronic rRNA transcript (SSU-rRNA, 5.8S rRNA, LSU-rRNA); tRNA 5'-leader removal; tRNA 3'-end processing. The transcript is spliced from 8 exons.
AUGUUUUAAGAUUCAUAUGCACCGUUUCAAAAUGUCUGCGCCCAUGAAAAAUGUGUCUCCAACUGGAAAAUUGGUUUUUGAGAGGUCUUCGUUCUUGAAUGAAAAAGAAAAACAUAGGAAGCGAAUUUUUGAACAUCCUUUUAAUUCUUCAGUUCAUAUUAUGCUUCCUGAGUGCUCGCAGAUUCCAAAGUCAGUAGACAAUUUAUUAUCAGAUGAGCAGGCUUAUUUCACACAACAGGUGCCAUUAGAUAAGUUGCUGGAUAUAGACUUCAUAGAAGGAUUUAUAAAAGCAGGCAGUGUGCAUAUGAUCUCCCAGGGGACCUCAAUUGAUGCAGAUGAUUGCGUUGCACUGCUACCCACUGGGAAGCUUGUGCUAAACUUGUGCAAAGAUACUUUUCAACAACUUGGUUUAAAUGGUCAACCUUCAAAGGCAGGCAAGAACACUGGAAAAUAUGUGGUACAAGUAGAUACAGUGGCAGAGAAAUUUUACCCAGGAAUGAAACAGUAUGACCGUGUGAAGUGGUGUCUCGCACAACUUCAGCACAUUGAUUUUCUAGUUACUUGGAAGCCUAAUGAUGAAAAGGUGUGCCCAUCUUCCAUACAGAACUACUUCAUUACCAAAGGUUUACAGUGUAGUCGACUUAAAUUGUCAAAGACUGUACACGAGUUCAGAGAUAUCAAUGUCCCUAUCAUAGAUGCAGAGGUAUACUGUCCAAACAGUGACCAGGAAUCAUGUGGGUAUGAGGAGAUGUUUGAAUGGAUUGGUGCCUGUGCUGUAGGCAUUGAUUUGUAUGAGGGAGAUGGCUAUGUAUCUACAUACAGUUGUCCAUGUCCUAGCAGAGAGAUGAAGUGUUGUGUGGGAUCACAGUACGAGGGAUUUAUCCAUCCAGACACUGUUCAGCAGACUAUAGAUUCCCUAAGGAAGUACAUGAAAGAGAAGAAACUCCCAUGGUGCAGUGUAACAGUUAAUGGUUUCAUGGAUACUCCAUUAUCAUGGCAGAAUGAUCAUGGUUUCCAUAGAAAAUGGGACAAUUUAUACACAUUACUUAUGUUCAAGAAUGAAGACUAUUGGUUGUUUUCAGCAAUUGGAGGCUGUGAUAUUUGUCCUUAGCUUGUUUUAUGUCUUAUAUAUUAAACAAACAAAAUUAUACAA